Molecule: messenger RNA, 1767 nt
Organism: Triticum aestivum (bread wheat)
Lineage: Eukaryota; Viridiplantae; Streptophyta; Magnoliopsida; Poales; Poaceae
Exons: 9
Coding region: 1-1242 (413 amino acids)
Source: RefSeq, a predicted model, not a curated record
AUGAGCUCUUCCUCUGCCGCCGCGGCUCUAGCCGUGCGUUCCGGCGCGUGGGACGGCUCAGUGGUCAACGGCGACCUCAUUGAAUUCCUCCGCAAGACGCGCCGCCUCCCCGGCACACACCUCGUGCGAGCCCGCACCACGUCGGCGAGGGAGAUAUUGCUGGCGCCGGAGGAGGGCGAGCGGGAGUAUCAGAACCUCCGCGCCACUGCCUUCAACUGCAAUGUUGAGGAGUUGAGUAAGCAGACUGCCAACUUGACGGAAAGCCGGAUCCCACACCGGACCACCCCCGAUCCAUUAUCCACCCACCAACCAUCCCAGUUCAACCCCACACUGCACCCAUCCCCGAUCCAGAUUCCCUCCACCUCCUCUCCUCUCCUCUGUCGUCGGGAUCCCCUCCCGGUUCUUCUCCGAAAUAAGGAGACAGAGCGAGAAGGGAAAGGGAAAGGGGAAGCAGUGUGUGUCGGCCGGCGGAGCAAUGGCGGACAAGCCGAGCCGGGCGCUGGUGCUGUACACCGCCGGCCACGAGGCGCUGCUCACCGGGGGCGGAGGGGGGAAGGGCCAGCUCGACGCAUUCGCCUCCAUCGCCUCCUGCGGCUUCCUCUCCGUCCGCACUCCCGCGGUCAACGAGGAUGGAGGGGACAGGAACAACGACUUGAUUCUCGAGCUGGCGUAGCUGCUCGACGUGUACGAUGCCCUCUAUCCUGUCAAGGAUGGGGAAAUUGCCCGGGUGGAUCCGCAGGAGCUAGUAGUCCCCAAGCUAUCCGAGAGUCAGGUUCUGGCAGCAGUUCUAAGGACACUAGAAUAAUCGACCGGGCGUUCACUCUGCUGGGAUUUGCAGAGGGGAAUGUCCAGGAUGCGUCCGAAUUCGAUCUGGGGUUUGUGCAUGCCGCAAUGGAGAACACAUCCAGCAAGCUUGGGAAAUUAGGGAUGAAGAUGGAUCUCAACCGGCUUGACAAAUUGGUGGCUUCAAUCAUGGAAGCUGCGCCGCUCGGUUCAGCUGUCGCUGCCCGUAUUCAUGUUUCUGUUAUCUUGAGCUAUGGAUCUGCUACUGCAAAUAAGGAACAUGCAUGCCUCAUCUUGAACUCUUCAACCGAAAUUGAUUCCGACUUGAAGUUACUCUGUCCACAAAUAAGUUUAUUAUGCAUAUCCUGCAGGAAUCAUCAUCCAAUGCUACUGGCACAGUGGCAACAAGGAGUAACACGUUCUGAUUUGGCCAAGGAGUUUCUUUUGAGGAAUUUAUAAAGAAUGGCAGGGCUUCUCUUCUGUACAACCAACUUCACCCAAUUGCUUCCACAGAGCAACACCAAACUCCGCACUUAGCAUCAUUGUGUAUGUGACAGAUUUAUUGCCCGUAAGCUUGUGUACGGUUUUAUGACAAAGCCCUUGCAUUUGGUCUAAAGGGCUAUGCAAAGCUGCUUGUGGUGGCGACGCUGACAGUCGUCGAGAGGUUCAUGGACUGGAUGGUGUCGUGGCUGCCGAUGGAUUCCUUCGUCCGCUGGUGGUGAGGCACGAGCACGACAUUGAUCGAGGCCUGCUGGAGCUGCGGGUCAGGGCGAGGGACGUGACGGCAUCACAACUCAAGGCGUCGGCCGCCGUCGGUCAAGUGUGGCUCGCGAGGCUGCUCGGUGUGUUUCGCCGCAGCUGUAGGCCACGUGAUCAGGCCGGGCAGGCUUCGCACAUUGACUAGGCACACAACACUAUGUGAUAGGAAUUAUACAUGAGUUGCCGCUAGCUACAAUGAGAAAUUGUGUGAUGGUAGAUACGACA